AUGGUGAAUGCACAAAGUGUAAUGCAUAAUAAUCCUACUGAUCAAGGUGUUGCAGAUGCAGAUGAGAAAGCAAGAUUGUCCUGGCUUAAAGAUGGGGAUGAAAAUACUUCCCUUUUUCAUCAGAGUAUCAAGAACAAGAAGAUGCAGAACCAAGUUUAUAGCAUCUAUGAUAUGAAAGCAGAAUGGAAAGAUACAGGUGAUGGGGUGUCUCAAGCUUUCCUGGAUUAUUAUAAAGUGCUACUAGGUAGUACUUCUGAUAAUAGAACACCAGUAAACAGGGAGGUGGUUCAGCAGGGACCAGUUUCAGAAGAAGUUAAGAAGGCUGUUUUCUCUAUUCUAGGUAUUAAAGCUCCUGGUCCAGAUGGCUUUCGUUCUUAUUUUUAUAAAGAUGCUUGGCAUAUUGUUGGGGAUGAAGUCAUUGUAGCAAGGCAAAAUUUUGAAAGAGAUGUGAGUGAGUUGAGGCCAAUCUCUUGCUGCAAUACCAUUUAUAAGUGCAUAACAAAAGUCUUGUGUGGGAGAUUAAGACAAGUUCUUCCUGAUCUUAUUUUGGAGAAUCAAGGAGGCUUUGUUCAUGGAAGGUACAUAGUGCAUAAUAUUAUGGUUGUUCAAGACUUAGUCAGGCAUUAUGGGAGGAAAGGGGUUAAGCCUAGUUGCCUUAUGAAGAUUGAUCUUCAAAAAUCCUAUGAUACUGUUGAUUGGCAAUUCUUACAAGAGAUGCUGGAAUUGUUGGAUUUCCCUAAGCAAUUUGUAGACAUGGUCAUGCAAUGUGUUUCUACUCCCAUGUUCUCCCUGAUGCUGAAUGGUUCUAUGCAUGGCUUCUUUAAAUCCCAGAGAGGUUUGAGGCAAGGAGAUCCUAUCGCUCCUCUGUUGUUUGUCAUCUGCAUGGAAUAUCUGUCUAGAAUCCUGAAUAGAGUGAGUGCUAUGCCUCAGUUUCAGUUUCACCCAAGAUGUAAGGGGAUUGGUCUUACCCAUUUAUGUUUUGUUGAUGAUCUGAUCAUCUGUAGCAGGGGUGAUUAUCAGUCUAUCUAUCUAUUGCUCCAAGCUUUCAAACUGUUUUCUAAUUCAUCUGGCUUAAAGGAAGCUGAUAUUCAGAGGGUAGUGGAUGUUUCUGGAUUUUCUAGACGUAUGCUGCCUUUUAAAUACUUGGGAGUUCCUAUCUGCUCUAAGAAGAUUCUGUGGCUCAAUGUGCUCAUCUGGUGGACAAAAUGA
This is a messenger RNA of Spinacia oleracea (spinach), 1209 nucleotides long. RefSeq lists its product as uncharacterized. Bases 1 to 1209 code for a protein of 402 amino acids. Lineage: Eukaryota; Viridiplantae; Streptophyta; Magnoliopsida; Caryophyllales; Amaranthaceae. The record is from RefSeq and is a predicted model, not a curated record. The transcript is spliced from 5 exons.